Molecule: messenger RNA, 1686 nt
Organism: Anguilla anguilla (European eel)
Lineage: Eukaryota; Metazoa; Chordata; Actinopteri; Anguilliformes; Anguillidae
Gene: crebzf
Product: CREB/ATF bZIP transcription factor
Exons: 4
Coding region: 278-1195 (305 amino acids)
Cellular component (GO): nucleus
Molecular function (GO): DNA-binding transcription factor activity, RNA polymerase II-specific; RNA polymerase II transcription regulatory region sequence-specific DNA binding
Source: RefSeq, a predicted model, not a curated record
CAUAUUUUUCUACGUUUUGUGUGCGUUGCAGUUGUAGUAACUUUGUUGGGGGAAGCGGGUAAUUGAGUUGGUUAAAAACUUAUUCCAGAACUUGUUUUUGCCGAUAUUUACACCAUAUUGAUGAGUCCGUUGGUAGCUGUUAUGAACUGACUUUCUGUAUCGGAAGAUCUUCAUUUUAAUACAUUUACGGCGCUUCUACAACUGGUGUGAUCCGAUUUAAGGGCAUACGCUGGUCCGCAAAAAGAACCGUUCUGCGACACCGGAAUCCCCAGGCGACAUGAUCACCAGAAAAAGAGCGCGAGUCGGAUCCAAGCCUGAAACGAAUCCUACCACCUGGCCCCUGGAAGUUGACACUAGUGAAGAAAUUGAAAUCGUGGACGACGUGCAUACGUCUCCCUUUCAGUAUUCCUCACCAGAAAGUGAGGAUACGCCUGGUUUGGAUCUUGAUUUAUUUAAUGUAGACGAUUUUAAUUGGCAGCUGGACAAGGAUACACUGUAUUCGUUUUUUGACGAAGGCGGGAGUGGAUUGCAGGAUCUUUCAAGGUCCACAUCAAAGGGAAGCUAUGGAGUCAGUGAUACCCUCUCGAAUUCCUCGCGCGGAGCAGUUAAAUCACCUGCGUGUAAAAAUAAUUUGCCGGUGCGGAUCAACAAGAAUGCCAUUGCAGCUCGGAUGAAUCGUCUGAGGAAGAAAGAAUACGUGAAUGGAUUGGAGAACAAAGUCACUUCCUUAGCGGCGGAGAAUCGGAAUCUCAGACAGGAGAACGAGCAUUUGAACAAGAGGGUUGAAGACCUCGAAGACGAGGCGAGGUACCUGAGAGCGGUAUUGGCUAACGAAAGCUCUUUGGGCCAACUUUUGUCUAGACUCAGCGGUGUGAAUGGCAUGAAAGUGUCUACGUCGCUUUUCCAGGAACCGAACAAAAACGACCACGAUUACGCCCUGCCUAGGAAAAAGGUGAAGAUUGAGGAGAAUGAAACAUCUGGCGGCGUCUGUCUCCACGUUGACAAGAAUCACGUCUCUGUGGAAUUCUGCACUAAGUGCGCUGAAAGUGCGAGCACGGCGCUCAAAAUGUGGUUGAUCUGCCAUGCGGGAUAUGGGUUACAGAACAUCCCUGACUUCAUGACUCCAUGUGGAUUCUGCUGGGGAAUGCUGAAGAAACGGGACCAGCGGCAGCCAUCUUGGCCCGGUAUAUGUUAAAAGGUAGUAUGCGGGAUGGUGUAAGUUGUUUGCAGUUUUCACUUGCGUUUCACCACACCACAGGUGUUGAACGUUGGUGAACAUUCACACACUGUACAUUAUGGGUGAUGUUGAUUUUUGGAUAUUGUUGUCUGAUGCAUUGUAAUUCACAGAAUGCAGAAACAGCAGUAUACUUUUUUUUCUUUCCAGUCUUUUGUUAUUAAAACCAUGGAGUAGCAACCACACAAGUGACUUGUAGGAUUAGUCUAUUACAAGUAGAUAAAAUGGAGGUUUUUACAUAAUGAUCUGAUGACUUGCACAUUGACCAAAGAGAUGUCCUUGGCUUUCAUACUUGGGUUUGUUAGUUUAUGAAGAAUUUGAGGAAAAGCUGGUAAAGGCAGUUUGUCCUAGGCUUCUUUUAUUUCCUUUUGUGUUUUUGUUUAAAAUGUAAGCAGUGUUUCAUUUACUUGGGAAUAAAAGUGUCUGAUAAUAAACCCCAUUUUUGAUCAUUA